CGAGUAACCGUUGCGAGUACAAAUCCUUGCUGGGGUUGAACUAGUUUCUGCUAGUCUGUUUGACUUAUCUUAUUGUGUUCGUCCUCUUAACGCAGUAGGAUUUGUUAAAAAAUAGGAUUUCAUCACUUAUCCUUUUUCAUCUACGAAGGGAGUAGGAGUACCCACUAUUUUCCUUCACAAGAUCCACUGUUCUUAUACUUCAUGGAUGUGUUCUCUGCAAGUCUUUCGUCAUUCUGUAUCCAAUGUCUUAUGGUUCAACUGAAGCAUCCAAGUGAAACCUGAAUACCAUUCUCUCGUCACGCGUAAUAAGCAAAUUACCAAGUAAAAAACUUGGUUGAGCCUUGAAAUUUCAAUAGUGCUGUCAUUACCAAGUAAAAAACUUGGUUUCAGUCUUGAAAUUUGCACGCAAAUAGAGACGGAGGAAGUGACUAAUUACUUGUUUACCACUAUCCCAACACCCAAGGCCCACCCCCACGGGCAACCACAGAAAGCUCCUUUUUUUCUCAAAAAAAUAAAUAAAUUAGCACAUGACACAUGUGGUAUCUUUAUUUAAGAUAAUUGACUUUCAGAGAGGAGAAAAGAGAUGAGAGGGUUAAGAUUUAAGAACGGUGGUAGGUGAGAGCUCUGGAUGGUGGUAGGUAACUGCCGUGUGAAUAAAUAGCAGAAACCCAUUAAAGGGCCAAUCUAGUGAAGAUAUUGAGUUUAGAUCUUGAUGGAAAUGGGUAGCCAAAUGACACUCCCUGUGAAAGAAACCUUCUUCAUAUCACAUGGUUCACCAAUGCUUUCAAUAGAUGAUUCUUUACCAGCUAGACAUUUCUUGAGAUGCUUCAAAGAGAGAGUCUUCACUCAGAAGCCUAAUUCCAUUUUGGUAAUCUCUGGUCAUUGGGAGACUUCAGAGCCUACUGUGAAUUGCAUCACUGGAAUCAAUGACACUAUUUACGACUUCUAUGGGUUCCCCCAACAGAUGUACCAACUAAAAUACCAAGCACCAGGAGCUCCAAAGUUAGCCAAAAGGGUGAAAGAAUUGCUCAAGUCAUCAGGCUUCAAGCAAGUGCACCAAGACAAUAACCGCGGCCUAGAUCACGGUGCAUGGGUGCCUCUUAUGCUCAUGUAUCCAGAGGCUGACAUCCCAGUUUGUCAGCUUUCUGUCCAGACAAAGAAGGAUGGGACCUACCAUUUUAACAUUGGGAAAGCAUUGGCCCCUCUUAAGGAAGAGGGUGUUCUCAUAGUUGGUUCAGGAUCUGCAACACAUAACUUGAGGGCUUUGCGUGAUACUGCUGGUGUUGCUUCUUGGGCUAUGGAUUUUGACAAUUGGCUUAAGGAAUCCCUUGUUAAUGGAAGGUAUGAAGAUGUAAACAACUAUAUGACAAAAGCACCUUGUGCCAAAUUGGCACACCCAUGGCCUGAUCACCUCUAUCCGUUACAUGUAGCGAUGGGUGCGGCAGGUGAAAAUGCCAAUGCCAAAGCUGAACUUAUUCAUCAUAGCUGGAGCAAUCAUACGCUGUCUUAUGCGUCCUACAAGUUUAAGUAGCCUUUGCUGACACAAGAAUGUUAAUGUUCAAAAGUAUUUAAUGGCUUGAAUGUAUAGUUCUGCUGUUAUACAAACAAGUAAUGAUGAUUUGACCUUGAUCCGUUUUAAAGAAA
Capsicum annuum is the source of this 1644-nucleotide messenger RNA. RefSeq names its product 4,5-DOPA dioxygenase extradiol. The record is from RefSeq and is a predicted model, not a curated record. The transcript has a single exon. Gene Ontology annotation, molecular function: ferrous iron binding; oxidoreductase activity, acting on single donors with incorporation of molecular oxygen; zinc ion binding. NCBI's taxonomy places the organism in Eukaryota, Viridiplantae, Streptophyta, Magnoliopsida, Solanales, Solanaceae. The coding region runs from base 713 to 1531 and encodes 272 amino acids.